This is a messenger RNA of Mytilus californianus (California mussel), 1900 nucleotides long. Its product is annotated as galactose-3-O-sulfotransferase 2-like. The coding region runs from base 499 to 1866 and encodes 455 amino acids. Gene Ontology annotation, cellular component: membrane. The transcript has a single exon. Gene Ontology annotation, biological process: glycolipid biosynthetic process. The record is from RefSeq and is a predicted model, not a curated record. NCBI's taxonomy places the organism in Eukaryota, Metazoa, Mollusca, Bivalvia, Mytilida, Mytilidae. Gene Ontology annotation, molecular function: galactosylceramide sulfotransferase activity.
ACAUUUCCUCAUAGAUAUGAACAGUUACACAUGACCAGUUUCCUGUAUUACUCAGCUAUUGUGUAAUUGUAUCCAUUCAUAAUACAAUGAAUUUAUUCAUUAUUCAAUGAGUUUAAAUUAUGGUGUAAAACAAGAGACUAUUACAGGUGUAUUGUUUGUAAUCACCUGCUUAUCUCUGACCAGGUAAAUCGUGUAGGACACAACUGAUGUAUAUACUCAAUCUAAAGCAAAUACUUCAUGUUGUGAAAGAAUAGUCAUUAAUAGAGGAGAUUAAUAAAGAUAAAAAUGUAUAGUAUUACUGUAUGUACCUGUGAGAAAUUGUGAUGGAAGAAAAUAAGGACAUGAAGAGGUUAUUACACCUGGGAUUAUUAAAUCAGGAAGAACAUACUGGCCUGCAGGGUAGAAUCGAUGGAUUGACAUGAAAUAUUAAAAACAUUUAUUUGGUCUUUCUUAUCAAAAAAUUUGGUGAUAAACUUUGGAUGGUUAUCCAUUGAAGAAAUGGUGAGAAAGCGAUAUAUUUUACUCAGAGUGCUUCCACCUAUGAUUAUAUUUCUAAUAGGAAUGCUGUGUUUGAAGAAUUUAUAUUUUGGAUAUCAUAAAAGCUAUGAGGAUAAAUUGGAUUCAGAUUUUGUACCACAGAAACCACGAGUUGAAGCAUUCGAUUCAAAUGCAUAUGUGCAGAAUGAAAUGAUGGCUGAUGAAAAGGAAAAACUACAUGAAUUAAUGAAUUCUGGAAAACAUUUACAGAACCUUGAUAUGAUUAAAGAAUCAAACUGGCCGAAAACUACCAGUUCAACAAAUAAACAAUGUCCAAAUCAGAAAUGCAAUUUUCUAUUUAUUAAGACAAUGAAAUGUGCUACCGAAACUGUGGUGAGAAUACUCCGUAAAUACAGCUAUGAUAAUAAUCUCAAUAUAAUGCUCCCUCAAAAGAAACGACUAUAUCUUGCAUGGCCUUACUUAAUGGAUGAUUUGGAUUACCGCCUUUCUGAUCGACCAUUCAAUGGUUUAAUUGAUCAUGCAAUAUAUAACAAAACAAUAAUGAAUCGGUACUUCCCUCCUGAGACAACACAUUAUGUUUCUAUUAUACGUGAGCCACUGAAACAUUUUAAAUCAGCAUUUAGUUACUUUAAAAUACAGCAGAUAGCUGGAAUAUUUGCUAAACAUCCACUCACUGAAUACCUAGAAAAUAUCAAAUAUUACGACUCAAUUUAUAAAAGUCAUGAAGCAGCCCAUUAUUGUUAUUGUAUUCCUGAUGGAUUUUCUGUGACAAAAAACUUAAUUGCUCAUUGUUUAGGGAUGCCUUUAGGGUUCCCGUAUGGCAGACAAGACAUAACUAAUAAUUCACCGGCUGUGAGAGAAUAUGUCAGAAACUUAGACAGAGAAUUUUCUUUAGUUAUGAUUGUUGAAUAUUUUCAUGAAUCUUUAGUACUAUUUAAAAGACUGAUGAAAUGGCAAUUAAAAGACCUGAUAUACAAGUUUGUUAACCGAGGAACUUACUAUUUUUCAUUAAGCAAUCGUUAUAAAGAAAAACAUAAGAAAUGGGCAUCCAUAGAUUAUAUGAUAUAUGAGCACUUUAAUGAAACAUUAUGGAAAAAGAUUGCUGCAGAAGGUCCUGACUUCUAUGAUGAGGUGAAACAGUUUUCUCAUAUACAAAAUCAAGUCAAUCAUUACUGCUGGGGCUUAGAUAAACAUUUACACAAGAACUUAGAAAUCUCACAUUCACAAUUCAAUUCAGAUUUAAAAAUUUCUAGAAAAGAUUGUGAAUCAAUGAAUAUAUCAUGGUUAGAAAAGAUAAAGGAAAAAUUUGAUGGAGAUAAUAAACAUGUAGUUGAUCCCCGUCCAGAACUCAGGAGACCAACUUGCUAAGUUUAAAUAAAAUAUAUUUUCCAGUUUCUUGUUA